Messenger RNA from Notechis scutatus (mainland tiger snake), 3859 nucleotides. It is a transcript of the gene PLEKHA8, whose product is annotated as pleckstrin homology domain containing A8. Gene Ontology annotation, molecular function: ceramide 1-phosphate transfer activity; ceramide 1-phosphate binding. Gene Ontology annotation, cellular component: cytosol; membrane; cytoplasm. The record is from RefSeq and is a predicted model, not a curated record. Lineage: Eukaryota; Metazoa; Chordata; Lepidosauria; Squamata; Elapidae. Gene Ontology annotation, biological process: ceramide transport; intermembrane lipid transfer.
GCGGGCCGGACUUCUGCCAGCCUCAGGAUGGCCUUGGCUGUCCGUGCUGCAGCUGUGAGGCUGAGAGCAUAAAAGUUUCCCGGGGGAAGGCCAGGGGCAAGGUUUCCCCUGUCCCAAGCAGAUCUGGAUGGGGGGACCUUGUCAUUAUGGAGGGGGUACUAUACAAAUGGACCAACUAUCUAAGCGGCUGGCAACCCCGGUGGUUCCUUCUUGCAGGAGGUGUGUUAUCCUAUUAUGACUCACGGGAAGAUGCUUGGAAAGGCUGUAAGGGGAGCAUUCAGAUGGCAGUUUGUGAAAUUCAAGUUCAUUCUACAGAUAAUACACGCAUGGAUUUGAUGAUUCCUGGAGAACAGUGUUUUUAUCUCAAAGCUAAAGAUACAGCUGAAAGACAAAAAUGGUUGGUUGCCCUGGGAACUGCCAAGGCUUGUUUGACAGAUAUUCGGACAUUAAAAGAAAAAGAAUUUACAGAAAACACUGAAAUGUUGAAAACAAAAAUGGCAGAACUUAGAUUAUAUUGUGACCUCCUGGUUCAGCAAGUGGAAAAAAUUAAAGCAACUACUACAACUUCACAUGUUCAGCAUGGAAUUAAUAUGGGAGCACUAUUGAACUCCAGUUGUGCCACAUUCCUGAAGACUCUUGAAGAAUGUAUGCAGAUUGCAAAUGCUGCCUUUUCUUCUGAAUUGCUUCAACAUACUCCAGGAGAAACUUCAUAUUCAGUUAUUCGCAAAUUAAACAAGCUGAAACUUCCUGCCAUACUUAGCCGCAGUGUAACAGAAAGGAAGAUGGAACUAAAGCAAUAUGAAAAUGGGUCUAUUUAUAAAAAUACUACCCUUCAUGAAAAAACUUUUAUUGAAAAAUCAUCCCCUGUACCCCUAAAGAGAAGCGAAAGGAAAGGUAGCCCCAGUAAAGAUGGAGAAAACAAGCUGCUACCACAAGGGAACAUUCAAGAUGACAAACCUUUAGAGCCUUUAGAAGAACCUGUAAACAGAUCAGCAGACACAGAUCUUCCUACUUUCUUCAGUGCUAUGAAAUAUAGAUUUAAUGAUAUCAAGCUUUUUGACGAUGGGGGAAUACCAACAGAAGAAUUUCUGAAUUCCUGUUAUGAAAUAGUUCCAGUCUUGGACAAACUUGGACCCACAGUCUUUGCCCCUGUUAAAAUGGAUUUUGAAGGAAAUAUAAAGAAAAUAAAUCAGAAAUAUAUAACCAACAAAGAGGAUUUCUGUACCCUUCAAAAAAUUGUCCUUCAUGAUUUGAGCACUGAAGUGGCGCAAAUUCGACACUCUGCUACACAGGCCCUCCUCUGGCUAAAAAGAGGUUUAAAAUUUUUGAAGGAGUUCUUGACAGAACUAAAGAACGGAGAGAAAAACAUCCAAACAGCACUGAACAAAUCUUAUAGCAAAACAUUACGACAGUAUCAUGGCUGGGUUGUUCGAGGAGUUUUUGCGCUAGCUCUAAGAGCAUCUCCCACCUAUGCAGGCUUUGUGGCUGCAUUGUCGCUUGCAGAAUGUGAAAAUCAAGAAGAAGCUUUUUAUCAUGGAAUUCAGCGGGACCUUAAUAUUUACCUACCAGCCAUGGAAAAGCAGCUCAACAUCUUGGAUGCAUUGUAUGAAGAACAUGGACUAGAGUCAGAUGAAGUGGUCUGACCUCAGCUCAACUUUGUUUUCAAUAUUCAGGGAUUCUGUCCAUCAGUGUACUAUGUUGCUCUUUUCCUCAGAAAGCUGUAUCUGUUUGUUUGUUUUUCCAUACAGGGAAAGAAUUCCAUGCUGCUUCUUUUUUUUAAUAUACAGUUUUAAAAAAAAAUACUUGUUUUGUGUUUAAAUGCAAAGUUGCUGUAUAAUCUAGCUGGGUUCCGCCUAUCUUUAUGGCAAGAUCCUUAGAAUAGAGAUAUAUUGUUUAUUUAAUGAAUAACAGGCUAAAUAUGGCAGUGGUUCCAGUCUGAGGAGUUUAGUACCAUUUGGUUGGACAUUUAAAACUUGCUGAAGCAUUUAUUCCAACACAGUGAUAUAUACCUGCAACUGUAAAACUCAGCCAAUUCACAUUAGAGUCUGUCUUGCAAAGGAUUUAUAUCACAACUACAUCUUUGCUCUCCCUUCUUUUGCCAAGUUCAUCAUUGAAUUUUGAAACUAUUCGCUGUAUCUAUUAAGGGAGCUAUAGCAAUGAACCAACUCUAUUCUACUUAACAGGUAUGAUACACUCUUAAUAGAAUUUAUUUCUUCUGACCUGGAGUUGUGGUUUCAUGAUAGCCCAGAAAUACCAGGAAAAAAGAGGGUUAAUUCUGCUCUGUGCCAUAAUUGGAUUUAGUCCUUUCUAGUGCUAAUAACCAAAUGCCCUUGGAUUCUAGGACUGGAAGUAUAUACCUAAUAUCAUAUAGUGCAAAAGUGUCUCAAACUGAUAUGCUCUGGAUUGGGCAGAAUUUUGAAAACCUUAUCAUUGCUAUUCCUACACUAUUCAUAUUAAAAGCCUACAUUUUAUGGUUGGUCUAGCACUAUCAGAUCUGGCUAAAUUUAGAACAAAAUGAGAUAAAUAGUCCAUAAUAAUGGGAAACCUUUAACAUUCUGUAUAGUAUUUUUAGAGUAUUUUUUAGGUUUUAAAUUAUUAGGAACUAUUAAUUAGAAAUUUCAAAGAAAACUUGAAGUUCUAGGAUUAGAAAACUAAGUUGAUAUCUGGAUAUAGCUACCUGAUGAUCUACCUGGGUAAUAAAUUGCUAGUCUAUAAAAUUUGAAACAUUCUAUAAUUAACUAAGCACAAAUGCUGUCAUUUAUACAUGCCUGCAUUUAUGUCAAUAGAAUGAUUGUAGAAAAUUGUAUUUUGCCAUCUUAAUCAAAUGCAAUGAUUGGAUAACUCAGGAAAUCCAGAAACUUUAUGUAUUGUUUCUCUUUUUUUAAGCAUUUAUAUUUUGCUUUUAUAUUCAAUAUACAAACAAUGAGUUUGGAAUUCAUUAUAGAAACACUUAGCCAAUGGUCUUAUCAUGUUAUUUUGUGAGCAAUUGGUACAUGAAAUAUGUUUUUUCCAUCACACAUUUAUAUGCCCAUGCUUUUUUUAGAAAUAGUUUCUUUUUGAAGUCAUAAGGCCAUAUUAAAAAAGAAAAAAGGAAGUAGAUUUUUCUGUAUUGAAUAUACAUUACUGAAUUUUGAGGCACUUUAUAAAUACUUUUGUUAAUAUUCUAACUUGGAGAAAUUUCCUGCUCAUAAAUAUUCCUUCAAAAAUAAUACUUUUGUUUCAGGAGAAAAACAAAACAAAAAAUGAAAUUAUUUUCCAACUUUUGUAAUAUAGACGAUUAGCAGUAUUUCAAGCUGAGGCUUGGGAAUAUCUUUUAAUUUUCUUUUCUUUUUCUCACCAAGUGAAAUCCAAAGAGAAGAACUGACUGGUUACUUUGUUUACGUCACUACUUGCAACCAAACUAAGUAAGGAAAUUAAUAAUAUAACUUGGGUGGAGCUUCAAGAUGGAGAAAAAGGACUAAUGUCAAGUCCUUAACUUUCAGUGGCCAGAAUAGGUAUCUGAAAAUAGGUUUCUUUAUUCCCCUUCCAGCUUGUUUCCCCCAGCCCUCAGACUUUGGGGCAUGAAAAUAAAUUAGUUUAGGGAUUGUCUUACAUAAGACUUUUGGGGUGGGGGGAUUCAUCGGAUUUUCAACACACAUCCAGAGUUGUCCCAUAUUUGCUUCUUCUGUAAGACCACCACUAAUGGGAGAUCUACAAAUUUGGAGCAAAACUGGUUUGUAGAAAUCCAUCAGCAUAAGUGCCAUCAUACCAGAGGGGGUUCUCUCUCUUCUAUUAGAAUGGCUUCUGGACACUUUUGAGGCUUUCUCAUUUAGGACAACACCAGAGCAUAUUUGUGCAGAAUUAAUAAUAAUAAUAAUAA